Messenger RNA from Daphnia pulex (common water flea), 2898 nucleotides. Its product is annotated as T-box transcription factor T-A-like. The transcript has 8 exons. Gene Ontology annotation, molecular function: DNA-binding transcription factor activity, RNA polymerase II-specific; RNA polymerase II cis-regulatory region sequence-specific DNA binding. The record is from RefSeq and is a predicted model, not a curated record. NCBI's taxonomy places the organism in Eukaryota, Metazoa, Arthropoda, Branchiopoda, Diplostraca, Daphniidae. Bases 204 to 2138 code for a protein of 644 amino acids. Gene Ontology annotation, cellular component: nucleus. Gene Ontology annotation, biological process: heart morphogenesis; mesoderm formation; cell fate specification.
UAAAAGAAAACAUUUUUGUUUGUGUCAUAAAAAUCUGGUUUCUUUUUCUUUUCCUCUUUAUACUGUGUGUGUGUGUGUGUCUAUUUGGACUGUGUGGCUGGGGCUACACGUCUUCCAUCUCCGAGUCAACACAAGAAAAUAAAGAUGCCUGGACCUCCCAGAAAGUUCUCGACAACUUCUUUCCUGGUUGUUGCCGGCCAAGGAUGCGCUUUGAAAUGGACAAGGCGCCGCUCCAGCACUCGCAUCAACACACUCACCCAGUCGUGUCCAGCAACCCAACGGCUCAUCAGCACAUUCUGUCGGCGGCCGAAGGUGGACUCCCGACCAUGGUCGGUCACGGCCGCUACAUCAAGAACGAUCCGGGCAAUGCGGGCAUCGAUCGAGAGUGCCGCGUCUCCCUGGAAGAACGUGACCUAUGGAGCAAGUUCCAGGAGCUCACCAAUGAAAUGAUUGUCACUAAAAACGGAAGGCGGAUGUUUCCCGUCGUCAAAGUCUCGGUCGGCGGCCUGGACCCAAAAGCCAUGUACUCUAUCCUCUUGGAAUUUCUUCAAAUUGACGUCGAAGGACGGUGUCGGUACGUCGAAGGAAGAUGGAUCCCGAGCGGGAAAGCUGAACGACCGCCAUCCAACGCCAUUUACGUCCACAACGAGUCGCCCAACUUUGGGGCCCACUGGAUGAAGGAGCCGGUCAAUUUCUCCAAAUUGAAAUUAUCCAACAAGAAAUCAGAGCCUGGCAUGAUUAUGCUCAAUUCUUUGCACAAGUACGAGGCUCGAGUUCACAUUGUACGGGUGGGCACCGAUGAGCGACGCAUUUUGACUUACACCUUCCCGGAGACUCAAUUCAUCGCAGUCACGGCCUACCAGAAUCCCGAGGUAACGGCUUUGAAAAUCAAACACAAUCCAUUCGCCAAAGCGUUUCUCGACUCGAAGGAACGAUCCGGCGGCGGUGGCGGAGGACACGGCGGCCAGCACGGCGACUCUUCCGACGGUGGUGUUCAUCCUCAUUCAAUGGUCCACCAUCAGUAUUCACAAUAUGGUUCGUGGUAUUUGUCGCCCAGCGCCGCUCACCACCAGAGCGUCUACGCCGCCCAGCAAUUAGCGGCCGGCGGUGGAGGAUCUCGGCUGCCGUCGGGCAACAACGGAUCGACUUCAUCUUCAUCGCCCGUCGGUCGAGUUUCAUCCGCAUCUUCCGCUUCGGGUGGCGGCAACCCGCAUCACCACGCCGGCAGUCACCGGGUCGUCCCUUACAGCGUCCCGUCGUCCGGACACAAAUCGCCCACCUCCGUUCCCGGUUCUUAUCCAAUCAGUGCAAGUCAGACGACGCCUAGUACGCCGUACGGCGGCCCACACCACAAUGCGGUGCAGUCGGGUGGAUACAACAACACGGCGGCCAGCUGGACUACCAACAACUGGAAUUGCGGGGCUAAUAAUGCGGCAGCCGCUGCUGCAGCGGCGGCGGCGGCUGCGGCGGCCGCAGCAGCAGCAGCAGCUUCUUCUUCGUCUUCUUCCGGCUCGCCACCCAUCAGCAAUAACAACAACAACAACAUCACAAACGGAGCGGUCGGCACUCUGGGAGCGUCGACAUCCUCAGCUGGAUCAGGCGGCAGCAGCUGGGCCAGCAAUCAUCAAUUGCCGUGGCUUUCGUCGGCUGGCGAACCUUUCCAGCAUCAACAACAACACUACAGCACCAAUCCGGCGGCCGCUUACGGCGCUGGAUACAUGUCGUCGUCACAUUACGGCGGAGCACCGACAGCCCACCACAGCACCGAUUUCGGACUGCCAUUUUCUUCGGCCGGCUAUCCCGUGGCAUUGCCGGGCUCCUACCCGUCGGGUCACUACUUUUUCGGCAGCGGAGAGAAUUGCGGAUUCUACAACAACGCCGGAUGCCAACAGCAGCAACAACCUCACCAACAACAGCAGUACCAGCAAGUCUCGCCAGUGGCGGUUGAAAGGUCAGCAUCUACCAGUUCCAGUCCUGGAUUCGAAUCUCAUCAGCAGGUACAACAACAACAACAACAACAGCAGGUAGUUCUUCAACAGCAAGUCCAGGUCAAGGAAGAUCUUCUCUCUGAAAGUUUCAGCGAUCACAGUUCACCAAGACAGGGUUGGAGUCCGCUUACUCCGCCUACCGGAGUUUAAAGUGGAACUUACAAUUACACGAAAAUCAAACCAAAAUCCUGUCAAAAGAAAAAUGAAGUUCGUGACUUGAAAACAAAAAAUAAGAUUUUGUUUUGUUUUUUAAAUUGUCGUCGAGCGCCAGUGACUGCUCUCCUGAAUUGUUUUUACUUUUUAUUUGCAAUUGAGCACUCUAAAAGACGAGGUUAUUUCAUUGUAGGCCCGUAUCAAAUUUAAUCGGACAGUUGUAUCAUAUUUAUCUCCCGUUUCUCUAUACUCGUCUCCUCAUUUUCCCCCCACUUUUUUGUUUAGUUAAAACAAAAUCAUUUUUCGCCUCCUCUUGAAUUGUUUAUUGUAAUCGCCACGGUUAUUAGCCGGUUGCUUCACUGGCACAACGUUCACGAACAUUCACCAUGUGUGUAUUUUUUAUUAAUCCGUUUCAUUUGUGUGUGUGUCCACCUGCGCAAUAAUCCGCUCCCCCAGAUCGCAAUUCGUUGAUUUUACAAUUUUCACGACACCUUCUAUUUCUCUCUCUCUCUCCCCCACCACCACCACCACCAAAAAAACAAAAAAAAAGCACUUUGAAACCCCUCAAUUUUCCUUAUUACUCUCUCUCCAUUAUUGUCUCCCCCCCUCCUCAUUACCCAUCAUUCCCAUUGACUGAUGUAUAAGCAAAACAAAAAAAAAAAGUAAUAAGUCUGUGCGUAGUAGUACUGUAUUGUGUUUAGUGCUGUAAAGUGACAGACAAAAGAGCUGUAAAUAGAUAUCGAAUCAUUUUCACCGA